Molecule: messenger RNA, 4408 nt
Organism: Vitrella brassicaformis
Lineage: Eukaryota; Vitrellaceae
Source: the annotation of a GenBank genome assembly
AUGGAGCAGGUAUGCCACACAUGCAGUCAUGCCUGAGUGUGUGUGGCGUCUUUCUCUUCUCAUCCACACACACACAGCGCUCCCUGUGUGUCGUGUGCUGUUCAAGCAGGUGCAGCACCAGGAAACAUUCGAGACCGAUGAUGCCAAAAAGGACAGCAACGCGGGAAAGGUGCGAUGAGCGAGUAGACUAACACUCACAAAUGGAAAAGACGGCGUAUACUUGUCGGUGUGUGUGGUUUGCAGCUGUCGGUCUUCUCCCAGGCCAGUACGGUGCUACCGCCACACGGCUACUUUCGGCACGGGUCAAGCUUCGUGACGCAAGUACAUGUGUCAUGUCACCACACCCAACCAUGAUAUGUAUGUCGCUCGCCACCCACUGGCUGUGUGUGUGCACUGCAGAAGCAGGGCACUCUGGACAGUAUCCCGAGGACUUCCACACCACCACCAAAAUGACCAUGAGCACCAGCCACGUAUGUGCAGUGUGCAUCAACACACGCACGUAGUGUACCGUCCCUCUCCCUCUCUCGUGUGGAUGUGUUUGCAGGGUCUGCGCGUCCAGACGGUGCCCUUGUUGCCCGGCGGACGCAUCGUCAGUGCGGUGAGCGCACCCACACGGGCAUACAACUAAAAUGAAAAUGAAUAAAUAAAUGGACGGAUGGAUGUGUGUUGUCGCUGCUGUUGCCUGCAGGUGUGUCUGAAGGCGAAGCACUACACCUAUGCGCUGCCAGUCCUCGACAAGCCAAUACUCGACGUCAUGCCCGGGGUAUGAAGCUAAUGUGCAGACAAAUGCGGGCCUCCACAUCAAUGUGUGUCUUUGUCUGCGUAUCGUAUGGCAGACACCAAUCGAGAGCUUGCUAGUGUACCUGUACGAGGGCGGCCGCAUCUACACAUUCCUCGAGCGGUUGCGGAUGAGAGUCUCAUCAAACACGACGUACAAACACAGCACAGCACAGCAGACAUAACUAACAGCACAGCACACCCAAGCCAACCACACACAUGGCUGGCUAUAUGAUAAAUAUGGAUGCAGGAGUCCCUCCCGACCUCACCAACACACACAGCCGACAUGCGCCAAGAUCAAGGUGACUGACCCAAGCACACACACCGUGUGCACGUCCUGACCUGAUGCUUUCCGCCGGUUGGCGACUGUCUUGUCUUGUCUGUAUUUGCAGAUGAGUUCGGACAGUGGUUCGAGGACGAGCGGAGGGGGCCCAUAUGGGCCUACCUCAUGAAGGGCGAGAGGGCCCUUUAAGAGCAGGACACCGACAAGGAAGCGGCAGGUAUGUGUGCGUGCUGUGGAGUGCAAGAGAUUGUCUGUAUGGGUAUUCUUUUGUGUGACUGUAUGCAGGCCACCGCAUGGAGCAGGUGCUGGCGUUUGGCGGCAUCAAGAAGCACCAACAGGACCAGCGCGGAGCGGGUCAGAGAUAUGGAGUCCAGCCACACAUGACAAACAGUGCACUCGUUGUGGCUGUGUGUGCAGGCCAGGGCGACACCACCAACGACACCACCACCAAGGACAAGCCAUCAAUGGUUCGGGAACAAAAGAAAAUCUGAAACAAGUCGGGUACCCAUUGCUGCUGUCUGCGUGUGUUAUCGUGUGUGUGCAGGGGGCGAUGGGGACGAUGUCGACAAAGGUACGUGAGCCAGAAUGGCACGAAGGGCAUCCAAACACUUUGACGAUCGUCCCGUUGUCUCCCAUGUGUGCAGGAGUCCCUCCCGGCCUCACCCACAGCCAAGGCCAAGGCCAAGGUAUCCACACUCGAGAGAAUCAGCAGUGUCGUGACGCACACAAGCACACACAUUGCCCCUUUGUGGCCUGUGUGCGGUUGGUUGGGUGCAGCAGGAGCAGCAGCACCGAGGCCAACAAGGUGACAUUGGCACGUCUACGCCAUUACGGUCAGGCUGAUGUGUGUUGUGUCCCUUGUGCAUUUACAGCCGAGUUCGCCCGCCACUUUGAGCAGCGCCAAGACCUUCAGGAGGGCGAAGGCGAGGGCGAGCAGCACGACGACGGUGGGUGCGGGGGCAAUACAUUAUCGACGAACGCAGAUGUGUUGAUGGGAACUGUGUGUGUGUGCGUGGCUGAUCCAGGUGAGGAGGCCCGCGAGGUGGCCGCCGAGCAGCAGCGCCGCCACCUGGCCGAGCAGGAGGCGGCCGAGGAGCAGCAGCGACGCGCGAUGGCCCACGAGGAGGAGCAGAAGCGGCAGGAGGGUGCGUAUGACUGAGUGACCAGACAAGGCCCCAAUGUGUGGACAAACACCCUGUCGACAUUCUCUGCUCGUGUGGUCUCUGUCUGUCUGUCUGUCUGUCCGUCUGUCUGCAGAGGAGGCGACUGACGAGCAGGACGACCAGCAGCAGCAGGACGACCAGCAGCAGGCGGCCCCCAUCAUGGUAUCAUCAACUCGACUGCACACGCGCCUCUCCCCAAUUGUCCCUCCCUCCAUGUGUGUCGUGUGUCAAUCAGAUCAACCAGCAACAGCAGCAGCAGGCGGCGCCAGUGCAGCCCAAGGUGUACAUGUACCUGUGGGGUCUAUCGUGGACAGAGCUGCGGCCGCCCGUGGUGGUGGUGAGCACAUUGUGAAUGCAUCAAUGGCUGAUGGGCGCGCGCAUCAACGCAUCUGCUCCCUGCUGUGUGUUGUCAGAGAACCACCAGACGCACAGUCGGCUACCGCCUGCCGGUGGGUGGAGUGACCACAGGAACUGCUCAGCAAUGGUGUCCGCAUCGCAUCUCAGCCAUGUUUGUUUCUCGGUGUCUGGUGUCUUGUCUGUCAGGCGGUCGGGCCCGUGCCGAUCCACGCCGCUACCCAUCGCCGUAAGAUGCCCCCUCCACACGCACACACAUUGUGUGGGGUAGAUUUGUGUCCGUCCCUUCUGUUUACGUCUCUCUGCGAGCAGGUCCGGUGCUGAUGAGGGCCUGCUGCCGAUGAGUAUGCUGUCCUGUGCUGUGCUGUGCUGUGUGGGUGGCUGUCUGCCUGUCUGGCUGGCUGGCUGGCUGUCUGUCUGCUUCCCGCCCUUCUCUCCCUGCCUGACUGACUGACUGACUGACUCACUCACUGCAUCCCUCAGUGCGUGGUUUGGUUUGGAUGGAUGGAAGUCAGCCACAUACACAUGUAUCACACUCACUAUCUCAGUCACAAAGGUACGUGAGCCAGAAUGGCACGAAGGGCAGCCAAACACUCUGACCAUCGUGCCGUUGUCUCCCAUGUGUGCAGGAGUCCCUCCCGGCCUCCCCAACAGCCAAGGCCAAGGCCAAGGUAUGCACGCUCGAGGGAAUCAGCAGUGUCGUGACGCACUCAAACACACACAUUGCCCCUUUGUGGCCUGUGUGCGGUUGGUUGGGUGCAGCAGCAGGCCCAGCCGGCCCACCAGCAGCGCCAGCAGGACGAGGAAGACAACGAAGAGGCCGCGGGUACCAUUUGAGUGUGCCUGGUCUCAGCGCGCCUGCCUCAUGGUCAUGCCCUGCCGGUCUGUCGUUUUUUCAGAUGAGUUCGCCCGCCACUUCGAGCAGCGGGGAGACCUCCUGCAGGCCGAGGGCGACCAGGACGACAACGGUGGGUGCAGGGGCAAUACAUUAUCGACAAAUGCACAUUCGUCGAUGGGAACUGUGUGUGUGUGCGUGGCUGAUCCAGGUGAGGAGGCCCGCUUGAUGGCCGCCGAGGAGGAGCAGCGCCGCCUCAUGGCCGAGCAGGAGGAGCAGCCCCAGUUAAGUUGGGUCUGUGUGUUGCUGAUGCAGCGUUCCAAAAGAAGAAGGCUGGUAAGUCUGAGAGAAACACGAACAUCCACAUACGGACACGUCUCACGGUGGCGGCUGUCGUGUCUGUCUGCAGACGAGGAGCGGGAGGCGGCCGAGCGCCGCGCGAUGGCCGAGGAGCACGAGAUGCGCCGCGCCAUAGAGCAGGAAAAGCGGCAGGCAGGUACGCAUGAGACAGUGACCAUAUCACAGUUGCAUUCCAUGUCUCCGUCUGUCUGUGCAUUCCGUCUCCCCGUCUGUGUUGCCAUUCAGAAGCAAAUCGCCGUCUACAUUUUAUAUCCUGUGACUCAUAUUUCAUUCGACUCGCGCCCUCGGCAUCUGCGCAGCUGCCCUGUUUGUACCUAUGGGAUCACGUGCCUGCAGCAUGAUGGUACGAAGGUGACAUUGGCACAUGUACGCCAUCACGGUCAGGCUGAUACGUGUUGUGUCUCUUGUGCAUUUGCAGCGGAGUUCGCCGAGCACUUCGAGCGGCGCCAAGACCUCCAGCAGGGCGAGGGCGAGCAGUACGACGACAGUGGGUGCGGGGGCAAUACAUUAUCGACAAACGCAGAUGUGUUGAUGGGAACACUGUGUGUGUGUGUGUGUGUGGCUGAUCCAGGUGAGGAGGCCCGCGAGGUGGCCGAGGGCCUGGCCGGUAUGUUUGCCAACACGUGCAGUACAUGA